Molecule: messenger RNA, 1095 nt
Organism: Triticum turgidum subsp. durum (durum wheat)
Lineage: Eukaryota; Viridiplantae; Streptophyta; Magnoliopsida; Poales; Poaceae
Source: the annotation of a GenBank genome assembly
AUGAAGGAAAAGUACUGCUUCCCAUGUUCGGUUUUAUUUGAUGAGGCGGCUACGAGUUUGAUCGAGUCCCUCUAUAUCUCCAACUGCACUUUUCAUCCCAUAGGAACACUUGGCUGCUUUAGAAGAUUGAAAAGUUUAGUUCUGUGCGGUGUUCACAUUACUGAGGAGGGACUACGACAGUUGGUCUCAAAAUCUUUCAGCUUAGAAUGGUUGGAGAUCUUUUCGUGCAAUGAGAUAAUUUGCUUGAAGAUACCUUGUACACUGCAGAAGCUCAAGCUCCUCAAGGUUGGAAGGUGUCCAAAGAUUCAGGUGAUAGAGAUCAGUGCCCCAAAUCUCUCCGCUUUUCACCAUUAUGGGUUCCCGCCAGAGAUCUAUAUUGAAGAUUCUUCCCAACUUACGGAAGUAUAUUUGUCAUCUUUAUAUCCGUCCGGAAUUCUCUCUUACAGUCGUGCGAAGCUUCCAUCUAUCGCCAGCAAUGUUGAGAGGCUUACCCUGGUGUUCUGCGGUGAGAAUGUCAACACGCCAAUGCUUCAUGAAAAGCUCCACCACCUCAAGAGUUUGGAGUUUGAAUUUCACGGCUCAGGAGCCUGCUCCCCUGUCUAUGAUAUCUUCUCUCUGGUUUCUUUUCUUGAUGCUUCUCCUGCCUUGGAAUCUUUGAUCUUGCGUGUAGCACGAAACGCCAUAGUAGAUCAUUGUGAUGCUGGGGACGAUGUAUACCUAAAGGGGAAAUCAGCAUACCAGCAUGACCGCCUCAAACGGGUGACGAUCACGGGCUUCUGUUCAGCCAAGAGCCUGAUUAAGCUUGUGAUCAGCAUCCUUGAGAGCGCUCCUUCACUCGAGCGCCUCACGCUGGAUACGACUCCGCGUGGCUGCGGUAGGAAGCUUCGCGAUACUAGCAUAUGCACCGCCGCAAAGUACAAGAGUAAAUGCUGUUGGAUAGGCGAGAGAUCCCUCGAAGAGUCUAACAGAGCUGUUGAGGCUGCAGGUAGAUACAUCGCUGGGAGAAUUCCAUCGGCUGUUGAAUUUGAGGUCCUUGAGCCCUGUAGGCGAUGCCAUACUGGCAACCCGGUAGAUGAUGUGUUAAAUAAAAGUUAG